Cynocephalus volans (Philippine flying lemur) is the source of this 5298-nucleotide messenger RNA. RefSeq names its product chromosome 10 C19orf47 homolog (gene C10H19orf47). Gene Ontology annotation, cellular component: nucleus. The transcript has 9 exons. The record is from RefSeq and is a predicted model, not a curated record. The coding region runs from base 34 to 1143 and encodes 369 amino acids. NCBI's taxonomy places the organism in Eukaryota, Metazoa, Chordata, Mammalia, Dermoptera, Cynocephalidae.
GCUCCAGGGAGCGGCAUCAGGGCCAGGGAAACAAUGGUCUCAGUGACUAUGGCCACUUCCGAGUGGAUCCAGUUCUUUAAGGAAGCCGGCAUUCCUCCGGGGCCUGCUGUCAAUUAUGCUGUGAUGUUUGUGGAUAAUAGGAUACAGAAGAGCAUGCUGCUGGAUCUCAACAAGGAAAUCAUGAAUGAGCUGGGCGUGACUGUGGUGGGGGACAUCAUUGCCAUCCUCAAGCACGCCAAGGUGGUGCACCGCCAGGACAUGUGCAAAGCUGCCACUGAGUCGGUGCCCUGCAGCCCCAGCCCCCUCCCAGGGGAGAUUCGCCGUGGCACAUCUAGUGCUGCCUCCCGAAUGAUCGCCAACAGCCUGAACCGUGACUCCCCACCUGGCACUCCCCCCAGGCGGCCAGACACCAGCACUUCCAAGAUCUCGGUCACUGUGUCCAACAAGAUGGCAGCAAAGAGUGCCAAGGCUGCUGCAGCCCUGGCCCGCCGGGAAGAGGAAAGCUUGGCUGUUCCCACCAAGAGGCGCCGAGUCACUGCCGAGAUGGAGGGGAAAUACAUCAUCAAUAUGCCAAAAGGCACCACUCCUCGGACCCGCAAGAUCCUGGAGCAGCAGCAGGCAGCAAAAGGUCUCCACAGGACAUCCGUUUUUGACCGCCUCGGCGCUGAGACCAAGGCAGACACGACAACAGGGAAUAAAGUGAGUCGAGACUGGCCCACAGGAGUCUUCAGUCGCCUGGGGGCUACCCCAGAGAUGGAUGAGGAUCUGGCUUGGGACAGCGACAAUGACAGUAGCAGCUCUGUCCUGCAGUAUGCUGGGGUCCUGAAGAAACUAGGACGGGGCCCUGCCAAGGCCAGUCCCCAGCCGACCCUGACUGUCAAAGCGAAGGCCACGAGCUCAGCAACUACAGCUGCUGCCCCGAUGCUGCGGCGCCUGGCACUUUCCUCACGCCCUGGGCUUGAGAGGAAGCCGGAGACCCUGUCCAAAGUCAGCAUCAUCCAGAGACUGGGCAAGGCCACCCUUGUGCCUGAGGCCCAAGACAGCCAGGUCACGAGCACCAAGAGCCCGACUGUCCGCUGCGUCCUGACUGACCCUCCUGCACCUCCGACCUCCCAGCGUCGCCAUCGUCGACGGUGGCGUUGAGCCUGUAGAGACUGUUAGCUGCCCUCCACUCCCAGGCUGGAGGGACCUCCCCAGACCCUGGGCUGCAGCUGUGGUGCCUCCAUUUUCCAGCCCUGGGCGUCUUUUUCUUUAAAAGUCUAUGGUGGGUGGUGGGCAAGGGAUAUUGGGAAGGGAAGCCAGUACUGAGAGAGAAGAUGACAGCUGUUUUAAUAUAUUUUUGUGGCUUUCAAACUGUUUCCCUUCCCUCCUUCAGGGUGAGUCACAGGACUGUUUUUCACACAAAGCACAAUGUGGGUGGGGGGUGCUAGCAAAGGGCCAGACUCUGUGUCUGAAGAUCAAGCUCCCUGCACCCAGGUGGGCCAUGUCUUUGCUACAAGCCCCGAGUUGAAUGGAGUAAGGUCACAGUCACUGUUCAGUUAGGCCACCUCCUCCCCCCCACAACAAGCCAUGGUGGUUCUGUCACUCUGCUCUCCCCUUCUCCCCCCAUAGAUUUCACCUGUUUCUGCCACUCGCCUCUUGGCGGCUUUCCAAAUUAUGGGCCCCAUUUGCGAGGUCAUGAGUUUCUGUUGAUUUGCUCCUCACCCCCUCCCUGCUGCAUGGCUGCUCCUCUGUGCCAGGACUGCUCUAGGAGCAGGGAGCCAGCAGGGAGCCUGGCAGCCCAGGGCCCUGCCGUGUGACUCCCUCCCUAGUGAGGAAGAUGAAGAGCAAGUGAUGAUGCUGUCCAGAGAAUCGGAGGGUGGGAGACAGUGGCCAGGGCUGCUUCAGGUGUUGUGGGCAGGAAGACCUUUCCGAGGAGGUGACAUGUAGGGAGAGCUGGGAAUGAGAAGAAGCAGUUUUGUGAAGUGCAGGAGGACGGUAUUCAGGCAGAGGGACAGCCAGGUGCAAAGACACUGAGGUGGGACAAGGAACACGAAGGCUGGUGUGGCUGGUGAGCGAGUGAGGGGGCCUGCCAUCCAGCAUGAGGUGGGGUGGGUGGACAGGAACCAGAGAUCUAGGGCUUUGUGACCCUAGGUGAAGAACAUGGACAUUAGCCUGAGAGCACUGAGGAGUUCUGUAGGGUUUGAAGCAGGGGAGUGAUGAUCAGAGUUGCCUUUUAUGACAAUUGCUUUGGCUGCUGUGAGGAGAAUGAAUUGGGAGGGUGGGGGUGGAAGCCACUGUUCUAGUCCAGGCAGGAAAUGAAGGAGGCUUGGAGCGAGGUAGUGGCGGUGGGGAGCAGAGAGAGGGCAGACUUAGGGUGUGCUUCAGAGGAAGAGCAGUGGGACAUGCUGGUGGAUUGGAAGUUGGGGCCCAGGGAAGUUGGAAGUCACGUGUCCUGCCUAGCUAUAGAGCUGAGCAUCUGGGGGAAUGGCUGUUGGCAGAGAUGGGGAAAUGGGAGGGAGGAGCAGGUCAGGGAGGAGGGUAGCUCUGUUUUGACCUGGUUGAGAGUGAGGUACCCAUGAGGGCUGCAGGUGGAGGUGUUGAAUAGGCUUCUGGGGCUCAGGGGCCACCUGGGCUGGAGGUCAGCAGCUGUGGGCAGUGCUCAGGGUACAGCUGGAAUAAAAGCCAAGGGCCUGGUGAUACCAGUUGGAAGGGGAGUGUAGAGACUGAAGAGGACCCAGAAAGGAAUUUGGGUCCCCUUUCCUGUAUAAAGAAUAGGAUCUGAUAAAUGAGAUGGCCAAUGAGUGGUCAGGGGGCUUGGAGGAGAAUUAAAGGAGAACAUAAAGGUGAAGAUGAGAUUAGACCUCAUCCAUUUAUUUAUUUAUUUAUUUUUAUUGUGGGGAAAUAUGCAUAAUAUAAAAUUUACCAUUUUAGUCAUUUUUAACUGUACCAUUCAGUGGCAUUAAGUACACUCACAUAGUUGUAUGCCUACUACCGCCAUCCACCUCCAGAACUUCUUUUGUCUUCCCAAACGGAUCAUCCAUUCAGUUUUAGUUUUUCAGUUAUGUCAUAUUGGGAGCCCACUGUGUGUUAGCCAGUGUCCCAGACACUAGGUACGGGGUGUGAAUGGCUGGACUCGAGGAUGAGGAACAGCAGUAGAGAGUAGUGAUAGAUCCCUCUCCCUGUGAGGCCCCAGGCUAGACCUUCAUGGGACUGGUUGAGAUCUGAACUCAAAGGACAGCAAAUGCGAUGACAAAGAUUCCAGGGCCCACCUCUUCAUGUUGGUUCCACCAGGAGGAACUCACACACGUGAGUUUGCCCUGCUGAGCAUCAACCCUUUUUGUUUCUCUAGUAAUUUCCUCUGGUUCCACUUCAUGAGUAAUUUUAACACCUGCCGUUGUUACCUAGAAGAGUUCCAGUUACUAAAUUCAAGAGCACAUGGUAAUUUCUUGAUGUGUAGUAGGAACUACAAUGAUAUAAGAACAUGUAUAGUUCACUUACCAGGUAAGGCUUACCUGUGCCGUGUAAGUCAUUAUUGCUCUUUACAAGGGAAUAGGGGAGCAAACUGCUGAAGGCCUUACCCAGCUGGCAUGUAGUGGGAUUGGGUUUGACCUUAGGGAGCUGACUCUAGGAUACUUGCCCCUUAACCCCUACUCUGUGCUGCCUCAAUUGCAGAUUUGCAACAUGGCCCUUUUGGAAGGAGGAAGCGGGGUCCUAGGAUAGUGGUUUUGGACUCUGUAGAGUUAUCUACAUGUACAUGUUCCCACUACCACCAUCAACUUGUUUUAGGAAGAAUUUACAGCUCUAGGAUACUGCAGGCUUUGAGAGUCAUGCCCCAUCCUGCCGUUGUCUGCCAGGCAGACCAGAGCUGAUGUCCCCAUCACCUCUCAGUCACUCCAGAGCCACAGUGUCCCACCCAUUUGAUUUGGCAGUUCCCCCAAACCAACCCCAACAGCUGUGACCCACAGUGGUGGAUUUUUUCUCUGAUUCUAAUCAUUUUUGAGCAUAAAUAAUAGUCACAUGGUUCAAAAUGCAAAACGUAAAUGGCUCUGCAGUGGAAAGUGUCUUUCCAUGUCUCCUAGCCCCCUCAGUCCCUUUUUAGAGGCCACCAGUAUUACCAGUUUUUUGUGUAAUCCUUCUAGGUUUGUGUGUGGACACACAUACACAUACACACUUACAUAAAGCAAAGGAACAUGCACUAUACGCAUACAAGCCACACGCGUAUUAACAGCUUUAUUUAGCCAGUUCCUUUUUGAAGGAAAUUCAGGUUGUUUCCAAUCUCUUGCUAUUACAAGUAGUGCUACAAUGAAUCUUUACAUGUGGGAUCAGUUCAGGGGUGAAUUUGAAGAACUGCAAUUACUGUACAUCAUUUAAGUGCAGAUAGGAUAGUGGAUCAAAAACAAGUCUGAACUAAGCUCUUCCCCAAGAUUAUUGGCAUUCAGGUGGUUUAUUUAUACAAUGACCACCCCCUUUCAAAAAGGAGUGAAAAGCAAUGGACUCUUCUAAUUGGAGACUGGUGGAGGAAUCAGGGUCAGGGUCAGCUAAGAGCUAACACUGACCGCCACCUGUGUGCCAGGAAGUACUAAAUAAAUGCUUGGCUAAGUUGAUGGACUUAUUGAAUCCUGAGGGCAACACCAUGAAAGGGGGCUACUUCCUAUUCUCAUCCCAUAAACAGAUGAGAAAAUGGAAGUGCAGUGAGCCCAGGCUAAUGCUAAAUUGCAGAGCCAGAUCAGAAGUAGCUCAGGUAAAAUAAUUCUGUUUGGAUGGUGGUCUUGGGACAAGGUUAUCUCUGGAUGUGUCUCUUCUUCUGGGAGCUCACACCAGUGGAUACUAAAGCAAGAGGAGAAUUGUAGUACCUGUGGCAGGCAGCCAAGGUCAAGGCCAGCCCCACUGUCUCUUUCUUCAGUGCUUGAGCCCUGGGCUGCUUAGAAGAGCCAAGAGUUGAGCUGCAGCAACCCUGACCCCUCCUUUGGGGAUCGGACCUGACUUAGUUUGGUAAGCGCUGUGCCUUUGAAGGCCUGGAAAGGAGGAGACAUUUCCCCACACGGAAGUUUACCUGUUUUGUGAACUCCAAACUAGAGCUUCACAAACUUCAAGUAGGGCAAAAGCUCCUUUUCUUUCUUUCUUUCUUUUUUUUUUUUUAAAGUAAUAGACUUUAUUUUUUAGAACAGUUUUUAAAGUUAUAGAAAAAUUGAGAAGAUAGUAUGGACAGUUACUGUAUACCUCACACCCAAUUUCCCCUAUUAUUAACAUCUUACAUUGGUGUAGUAUGUUUGUUACAAUUAAUAAACCAGUGUUGAUCCAUUAGUAUUAACUAAA